Messenger RNA from Ostrea edulis (European flat oyster), 4267 nucleotides. RefSeq names its product dnaJ homolog subfamily B member 14-like. Gene Ontology annotation, biological process: cellular response to misfolded protein. Bases 30 to 1133 code for a protein of 367 amino acids. The record is from RefSeq and is a predicted model, not a curated record. NCBI's taxonomy places the organism in Eukaryota, Metazoa, Mollusca, Bivalvia, Ostreida, Ostreidae. Gene Ontology annotation, cellular component: endoplasmic reticulum membrane. The transcript is spliced from 9 exons. Gene Ontology annotation, molecular function: Hsp70 protein binding.
ACAUUGGAAGUUUCCGGUGUCAUAUCAAAAUGGAAGGCAAUCGAGAUGAAAGUGAGCGGUGUUAUCAUCUCGCAAAGAAGUAUUUAUCACUCGGAGACCUUGAAAAAACAAAGAAAUUUCUUAAUAAAGCUGAGCGUUUAUAUCCAACACAAAAGGCAAAAGAUUUGUUAGACAGACUUGAGUCAAUGUCCGAUAAUGAUUGCAAGCAGGAGGACAAAGAAAACAGAGAACCUCAGAACGAUGGAGUUCGACACAGACGAGGAAGCUUCGGAAGGGAUUCAGCCAAGGGCCAGACAGAAGAGACAGGUGUCAAAGACUACACCGAUGAACAGUUGACCUUGGUUCGCAGAAUUAAAAAGUGCAAGGAUUAUUAUGAAAUUCUUGGAGUUGAGAAAACUGCAACAGAAAUAGAACUUAAAAAGGCUUACAGAAAAUUAGCGUUACAGAUGCAUCCAGACAAAAAUAAGGCACCUGGUGCAACAGAAGCAUUCAAAGCAAUUGGAAACGCCUUUGCGGUAUUGAGUGAUGAAGGAAAGCGGAAGAAAUAUGAUACGUUUGGUCCUGAAAUGGAAACCAACCACAGACAAAGUGCAUACAGAAAUGAAUUUGAAGCUGACAUUUCUCCCGAGGAGUUGUUCAACAUGUUCUUUGGAGGAGGGUUCCCCUCUUCAAAUGUGUACACACACCACCACACACACAGAACUCGACAACAUCGUCAUUUUCACAGAAGUGAAAAUGUGUCCACUGAUUCUGGCUUCACGUUAUUGCUGCAGCUGUCCCCCAUCCUCCUCCUAGUCUUUCUCUCGCUGUUGUCCAGUUGGUUCAUUAACGAUCCUGUAUAUAGCCUUCACAGAUCGGGCAAAUAUGAUACAGAGAGAACUACAUCAAAUUUACGAGUGAAAUAUUAUGUGAGGAAUGACUUUAAAGUGGAUUUCAAAGGUGAUUUAAGGAGGAUAGAAAGAAACGUAGAGGAGGAAUAUAUUUCUAACCUCAGGCAAAAUUGUUGGAGAGAGAGAAGUUAUAAAGAAAACUUGUUAUGGAGAGCAAGGAAUCAUGCUGAUGCCAGGUUAUAUGAAAGGGCGCAGAACCACCCAACGCCCUCCUGUGACAGGCUUCAGUCUAUAUAUGCAUAAGUUAUUUAUAGCUUUCCGUUGUACGUUUGUGAUCUAUGGGGGAAGAUUGAAGUUUUGUUUUUAGACUGUGUUAGUUAUUAUAAGGAGCGAGAGGAAACACUUGUCGACUUCUUACCAUUGUUUGGGUUCUCUACCUGAAAAUUCCUUAAAGUUUCGAAAAUCAAGAAAUGUGUGUCAGGUAAACCAGUCAACAAGUUCUAGGUCAACUGGCCAUAAAACUUUGACAAGCUCACUUUCGAUCUCGGUCUCACUUUUAUAGAAGAGACAUAUACAUGUAUAGUGAGAAAGUGAAACUUGGAUCAGAAGUGAGCCCAGUUUAGGUUAAUGGCCCUGGAGCCUCAUUUGGAAUGCUGUGCAUUCUGAUGUGAUUAUACCUCCCGCAACAAGUUGUGGGGGGGGUAUACUGGAAUCGGGUUGUCUGUCCGUAGACGCAAUGGUUUCCGGACUCUAAAGCAUUAUCCUUUCCACCUACCGUCACCAUAUCAUACAUAUGGACUACCCAUGGGAUGAAGAUGUUCCCUAUCGAUUUUGGGGUCAAAAGGUCAAAGGUCAAGCGCACUGGACAUCGAAGAAGCAAUAUGGUUUCCGGGCUCUAAAGUGUUAUCCUUUCCACCUACAGUCACCAUAUCAUACAUAUGGACUACCCAUGGGAUGAAGAUGUUCCCUAUUGAUUUUGGGGUCAAAAGGUCAAAGGUCAUGCGCACUGGACAUCGAAGUAGCAAUAUGGUUUCCGGGCUCUAAAGCGUUAUCCUUUCCACCUACAGUCACCAUAUCAUACAUAUGGACUACCCAUGGGAUGAAGAUGUUCCCUAUCGAUUUUGGGGUCAAAAGGUCACGCGCACUGGACAUCGAAGUAGCAAUAUGGUUCGGUUUGUCAUGCCAUUUGUUUUUUAUACUCAGAAAAGAGGUAGUUUAUACCUAUUACCAACACCCUUUGGGAGAUUGGGGUAAGCGGGGGGUAUUCUUAGUGAGCAUUGCUCACAGUACCUCUUGUUUUAUUUGACGUAAGUUGCCACUUCAUACUGUCUCUAGGAGAGAGGCGGAGUAAUUAUUGUUCAUGAUGAAUAUUAUCGUUACUGAAUAUUAAUGCGUACAUCACAUUUUGUGUAAAAAUUUUGUCUGCAACUCAUAAAACUGUGAUGCACAAGAAACGGAUGUUUUAUGAGGAUGUAAUGUUCCACUUACACUCUUAGCUCUAUGUGUUUUAUAAAGUUUGAAAAUUUAGUUGAAUUUUCUUAUAAAAUAUAGUGAUUAUAAUAUAUUGCGUGUAUGUAUGCUGUUGUUUAUUUUAAGAAAUAUGCCAAGAAAAGUGGUAGACAUAGAUUUAACAAUUUUGUUUAAGCUACAACAAAGCAGAAACUUUAAGUAACGUCAAGAUGUUCCGCUAGAAUUUUUUGCAUUCCUUUUAUUUCUACCUAUUCAGUGCAGGUUGCAUUGUACAUGUACAUUUAUUGUCAAGAAAUGUCCUUGAUUCAUAAAACACUGUGCAAUCAAUUUAAGGAUAUUGUAAGAAUAGAUUGAAGUUUGUGUGUACUGAGUGCCAACUGGGGGGGGGGGGGGGGGGGGGGGGGGGGGGGGGGGGGGGGGGGGUGAAAGUGACGAACAAAUGAUGCAAUAUUGAUGAAACACAUUGUACCAUGUGAACGUGCGUGUAUUUGUCCAAGUAAAUUGUAAUAUGCAUAUUAUAUUAAUGCUUCAGCAUCUUGUGCAUAGUAGUGAAAAUAGUUUGGGUUUCUUUUUUCUUGUGUACAAAAAGAAUCGUAAAUUUUUGAAAAUACCUCAGGUACACUGUGUAGUUUGGUUUGGAUCUGCUGUGCUGAAACCAGUUUGACCCGAUUCCAUGUAACAAGUAGAAUACCAAGAAAGUCCAUAGUACUGUAUGCUGUCGAUCCAUGUCUGUUUUAAAUUUGUCAAACUUUGAGAUGUUCUGGGUUUGUUCCUAACAUGUAACACCCCAAAUACAUGUAACUACUCUUUAAAACCAUCAUUUAAAGUUGUAAACUACUUAAAGAAUAGAUUUUUAUUCUCCAUUCAUGUUACAAUUCUAAAUAUAGAACUACUUUGAACAUGGUCUCCGGUUGUUGUACAUUCAUUGAGAAGUUUAUAAGUGUAUGUUGAUACAUAAAGUCAAAUCUUUACUGUCGGAAGUUUGUUUUUCAUAUCAAAAACAAAGAAAGAAAAUACAUGCAGUAAUCAAAAUAUCCCAAGGAAAUAAAAUGAGUAUUUGAAAUUUUUUUCAUGUGUUACAGAAAACAAACUUAUGAUUUACAUGCAAACUGCAGUGUUUUUGAAACAUGUACCCUGCUUAUGUUUACGAGAACCUGGUUGUUGCAAUUAUUUCGUCGUGAAACGGUCCUAUAAUGUUAAAGAUUAUCUUGGUCAUCAAAAUUUGUUGCCGCAAAAUAAAGUUGUCACAAAUAAAUGUUGGUUUACUGUAAAUACAGCAUAUGUAAUAAACUUUCCAAACGACAAGGGCGAGGGAUGGGCGGUUUUAAUGACUGCGUGUUUCGAUUGGUCGAUACGGAUAAUUUUGAAACCGGUAAAUGUAUAUAUUUCAGACAUUCAUUUCAUUUUGUUGGAGAUUUUUGGGUCAGUUAAUUGACAUACAAUUUUUUGCUUUGUUUUACGUUGAUUUGAAACAAACUUGACAGGACAGGUUUGAUUUAUGUGUCGAGAUACACACAUGGCCGACAGGACAGGUUUGAUUUGUGUCGAGAUACACACAUGGCCGACAGGACAGGUUUGAUUUAUGUGUCGAGAUACACACGUGACCUUCUCUGUCAGUGAGCAACAACCUGUGACCAAACCCGUAGUGAUUAUAUCUGGAAUUGUGUAACAUUUAAUGUGGUGGCCACGGUCUCGCAUAUAUACAUACUUUUAAAUGUUCAUAACUUUGAAUGAUAGCUUUAAUCAGACCAACUGUUGUCGUGUUUUAGUUUAAAUUAUUUUAUUUAAUCAGUUGCCAAGUAAGAUGUUGUAUAUAUAACACAUGAAAUAGCAUUGAGCAUAUUUCAUACCAGAGGUACAUGUGAAUUCCUGUAUAUAGUGAUGUAAAACUCAGACAGUUGACAAUUGUUGUGUUUAUUAAACUUUAUUUGUAUCACAUAUUUAAAUAAAAUCAGAUCUCUUCAUUA